AUGCCAGAACCACCAACAAGUCCGACAACCAACCAGUCAGUCAUGGCAGCGAAUGACCGUGCCGCUGUAACCAUCGCCGCCAGUCUCGAGCUGAUUACGCAGAGCACCCGCUUCAGCUCGGUCGUUCAAGGCUGCAAAUACCUUCAAGACAUCGCGUUUGACGACACACUCUCGACAGUGUUCACCGACAAGGCCAAGGAAGGCCUCCAUUAUGCGCUUGAGAGAGCACACGUUCGAUUUGAGCUGAGCCAAAAGAUGGUUGAUUUGUACUACGAGGAGCACCCCGAGCAGGCGCGCAAGCAGCAGCAUCUCGAGCAGGCGCACAAAAAGGGGUCCCUUGAGCAGGCUCGUAAGGAGGAGCGUCCCGAUCAGACGCGCAUGGCAACCGGUGUCCUAGUCAACAUCUCGACCGAGGCGCUCACUGAGUCAGUACACAAUCACAUCGCGUCAGAAGGAUGGACGGGAGACGACGACACUUUGCUCGCGGAGUACAUUGUGUUGAUGCUGGUAAACGGCAAGACCCAGACACAGGUCGCUGCUGAGCUCUCUGAGCUGCUUGAAGGUGACCAAGGCACUCUCGACGAGCUCGCCUCGUGGCUCUUUCAACACAUCGAAUCAGAGCAAGCCAAGCAGGCGUGCAAAGAGGAGCCUCCCGAGCAGGCGCGCAAAGAGGAGCCGUGGUGGAAGAAUCGAUUCGAGCAAGCGGAACCAGCGGAACCAGCGAAUCCAGUGUGCGUCGAGGAUGGAAGCCGUGGGAACCAUACGUUCUGGAUUAGUGGCGCCAUGAACUAUUACUAUGGACGAGAGUGA
Messenger RNA from Cyphellophora attinorum, 810 nucleotides. RefSeq lists its product as uncharacterized. Bases 1 to 810 code for a protein of 269 amino acids. NCBI's taxonomy places the organism in Eukaryota, Fungi, Ascomycota, Eurotiomycetes, Chaetothyriales, Cyphellophoraceae. The transcript has 2 exons. The record is from RefSeq and is a predicted model, not a curated record.